Molecule: messenger RNA, 3750 nt
Organism: Nothobranchius furzeri (turquoise killifish)
Lineage: Eukaryota; Metazoa; Chordata; Actinopteri; Cyprinodontiformes; Nothobranchiidae
Gene: minar1
Product: membrane integral NOTCH2 associated receptor 1
Biological process (GO): negative regulation of TOR signaling; negative regulation of cell population proliferation
Cellular component (GO): plasma membrane
Source: RefSeq, a predicted model, not a curated record
AUUAGAGAUGUCCUUCCUGAUUGUGGCAGAGUGCUGCUACUCAGCGAUGAAAGCCUCGCCCUUUUUCUUGCUCUAAUGGGGUUUUAAGUACACCCCUUUAUGGAUGAUAAUGCGGAGUAAUGGUGAAAAGUCUAGGAGUCUGCCAGACAGCUCUGUGUAGCAAUCUAGUGGGAAAUUUAGCCCAGAGCAUUGGGUUUCCUGUUAGUGUGGAGCGUUUACGUGUCAAUUACAAAACAUCAAUCUUUAAUCUUCCCUUUAAUUAUAUGCUAAGCUUGCAGCCUGUGAGAACCUAUGCUUCUGUUUCAGACACACAUGUCGUAGUGAGCUGCCAACUGUGUGUGUACACUUUCAGUAGUGUGGUCCUAUCAACUUCACAAGUGUUGCAGCUGAUCUGUGAUGAAGGGAACCCGUUUGGAUGUAUUUGAGGUCCCUUUGGGGCCUGCAGGGACUUGUGGGAGGAUGACCUGAUUUCUAAUUUUCUCCUCUCCUGCCUGGGCUCUGGGCGAGUCGUUUCUACCAUACAGAAGCCUGAAAGGAGUGUGAGACGAUGAGCUGUUCAGAACCACGUUUCUUCUGGAAUAUGGACUUGUUUUUACUGUAUUUGUGGAUUCUCUAAAUGGAUACAGGUGUGGCUUUAUUUCAUCCUCAUUAAAAUUAGGUGAGCAGCAAUGGCUAACCUGCAGCAGGAAUACCCUGAAGUCCUCCUGGGCAUCUUGGAGGAAUUGGCCAAUAUGCGGCAGUGGUUGACAUUCCAGGACCUCUGUCGUAUGGUCAGCACUCGCUUUGACCUAGACAACCUCGUUGAGCUCAGGAGUUUGUUGUUUGCUGCUGCCAGCAGGGACCCCUGUUUUCCAGCUACUUUAUUCAGGGACCGGGUCUCCACCAGAGGGCAAGGGCUUUCACCUAUAGGAGUCGCUGCAGACAUAGUAACCAUCUUCAAUCUCAUUCAGAUGACAGGUGGGGUCUCUGAUGAUAGCCACGCAAUAAGAGCCCAGACGGUCCUGCCUGUGGACCAAUCCCCGGGCCCCGUUCUGCCUGGUUUACACCCCCUGAAUGUUUCUGGUCAAGAACGAGCACGUGCCCACUCCGAGUCCAGUGGAAGGUCUAUCGAUCAACACUUGCUCUUUCCGAAAUUUAAUUACUCAGCCCGCAAACGAGCAAGUCUUCCCCCGGAUCCCCUCUCAUUUGUGCCUUCCCCUCCCAUCAGGACGAGGGCUGUGUCUUUUGACUUGCCUAACACCACACAUUCAUACCCCAGCAGUCCAAAUCUCAAUGAUGUUAUGAAGAAUAUCUACCUGCCUCUGGAGACAGACAGUGAGUCUAGCGGAGAUUCUGCCACAAUGGACGUGCUUGAUGGUGAACAAGGAUCAUCAGUUGACCAGAGGAGAAAUAUCUUCAAGAAAGACUUCCAUAACCAACCUCCUCUAAUACCACAAGUGACAGUGAACAGCGAGUCUCCCAGUCCCAAAGCAGGACACGCAGGCUUCGACAAUCACAGCUUUGAAAUGAUCCCAAAUCCUUACCCGUCGCCGUCUGCAGUUCACCUCUCACCAGAGCAACGGCGCAAAGCUAAGCAUGAGAGCUUUGAUGAUUUACAGGACUCAACUUAUUUUGGACCGGGCUCAGUCCCAGAUUCAUCCCCCCGGCACCUUCGACCACCCAAGACACAAAAGGCCCUCUGGAGUAAUAAGAGUCACAGCUUAGAAGACCGGAUAGGUGUGGGCAGCAUGGACACGGGCAUGGAAUCACAAGCCGGACAACUUCCAAGGCGAUCUACUCCAACUAUCAGCAAUCUGGGGGCUACUUCGGGAGGGGAGAGUGCCAAUAGUGGAUUGCCAAGUGUUGGCGAACUGGUAAAGGCACAGGGAACACAGACUGACCUACCAGACCCCCGGAGACUCCGUAGCUUGGUUCAUGCCGAUCGCUUCUCCUUCAUGACCUCAUUGGACGACCCUGAGUUUUGCGAGGAUGACAUUAGUGCAAUCUUUCGUUUCUUAGAUGACAUAAGCAUGUGUGGGUCUACGGGAGUCCUACACCCAAGCGACAGCACCGCUAAUCAGGACACCCCAGAGGGCAGACGCGGUCGCUUAGGUCAGCUCCAAAGACUGUUCCACUCGCUCGAAAGCAGCGACGAUGGGUUAAAGGCCAGUGUGUGCAAGUUGUUACUUCGUAUGAGUCAAAUAGAAAGACAGCUGGAGUCGCUGAACGAUGUGAAGUCUGAGAUUUCUCAGGUACUUUCUGCUUUGCACAGACUGGAUGAAAAGAUCCAGCAGCCGAUUAUUGGUGGUGGGCAAAGCACCGGUGGUAGGUGGCUGGAGCCUCUCAGUGGAGUCUCCUCUUUUAUGAGCCACCCUCUGACUCCCUCAGAGUCAUCAGAGCCUCAGCCGCUGUCUGCUACUGGACACCUCUUUCCUGGGACCAGCACUAGUAGUCUGGACUGGAGCCGAUGGAACACCACUGGGGACCAAACAGAGAGCAGCAAAGGUCAGGCGGAUUCUAAAGGAACAAAAGAAGGAAAGAAGGAAGCAUCAUCCCGUCGUGCCUCCAAAACCCAGCUUGACGACAAAAGCCUCUCUGACACAAAACAGAUGAAUAUCACAAACUCGGCAAAAGAUUGGGCUGUGUCCUUCUCGAAGACUAAAGAUGGAAAAUUGUCGCAAAGAAAAAUUGGAAAGGGAGAUCAGUCAGACAGCACCACUAAUCUGCUCUCCCAAAAGUCCACCAGCGUGGUGGAACAGGUGCUUAACUCGUCUCUGUUUCAUCACAAAGACAGCAGUCUGAUGGGGGGUCUUGGUUCUGGCAGGGUCGUUGACCCUAGGCUGGCGGAGGGAAGGGGCAGACCCAUAUGGACUGUGGAUGAAAGAGAGGCUCGAAUCUCUCCUUUGGACUUGCAGGGCCAGGAGUCGCUGAACCCUAACAACAUGGAUUUCUGGGUGGAUGACAUCUACACUCCAGGCUAUGACGCGCUGCUAAGGCGAAAAGAGGCUAACCUCCGUCGCCUCAAGAUCUGCAAGCUCCUCGCGCUCAUUGCCACUGCGGUGACAAUCAUCCUCAUCAUUGUCAUUCCCAUUUGCACCAUGGCUUCAUGAGCACCCUCGCAGACACACCAAUGCCCUUCUUUUCCACAUUCUAUUUGUUUAGCUGCUUUCGGCAUCGAUUUGCUGUAUCCUUGAACAUGCACGACAAUUAAUGUAACAGAGACUGCAACACUUGAACUCAAAAUCUGGACUCUUGGUACCUCUUUGCAUUUGUUAGCAUGAUGUGUCGGUAUUUAUUAUAUCAGGAAACAGGAGGAAUUGAACCACAACCAUAAAUUAUUUCUCAUUCCAUUUCCCCCAUUUUUUUCAUUUGUUUAUUGAUAAAUGUUCUGUUUCAGGUAUCUGCACAAGGAAGAUACUGUCCAAAAUAUAUCUGACAAAUGUGUUAAAUACAGUGAUACUGAGCCAAUUCACAAGUGUCAAAUUUCUCCAACUUUCAUUUUUCUUUCACUCUUUGAUAAACACCACUGUCAGUUGUGAUUUAGUCUCAGCAGCACUCAGCACUGCCUGAUUUGUUCUUGCUGCUCCCUUGAGAACAAUACAGGGCUAAUUUCACUUUCAUUAGUAGAUAAAGAUCUAAGUAGUUUAUUGGAUUGGUUUGUGUGCACAGGGGGUGUUUUCAUUUGAUUUAAAUGUUCUUAUACUUCUUUUAAAUGAAAAUGCACACUGUUCAAACAAGUUGUCAUCAAUAAAAGUCAUAUUUUUAUAGAGU